Molecule: messenger RNA, 2485 nt
Organism: Calliphora vicina (urban bluebottle blowfly)
Lineage: Eukaryota; Metazoa; Arthropoda; Insecta; Diptera; Calliphoridae
Product: acetylcholinesterase
Exons: 3
Source: RefSeq, a predicted model, not a curated record
UUAAUUUAUUAUUUUUUUCAGUUAAAAGUAUUUCCAGACUCGGCACGUUCUGCCAUCUAUGCUUUUCUUGGGGUACCAUAUGCAGAACCGCCAAUAGAAGAACUAAGAUUUGCUCCACCUAAAGUUCAUAGUGGUUGGAAUCGAACCUUAUUAGCCAUGUCAAUGAGACCUAUAUGUCCCCAACUUUCGAAUACCAUAUACGAUGAGGCGGCAACGGAUGAACUUUUAGCGAGACCAUCUGAAAUCAAUGAGGACUGCUUGUACUUAAACAUUUGGGUUUCGGAGAGUGGCCUGCGCUAUGGCAACCUUCCAGUAUUGGUAAUAUUAACGGGAGAGGGAAUGUCAUAUGACUGGCCACGUAAUAGAAUAACCGGCUUAGAUAUUGCUGCUGAAGGAUUUGUUGUCAUUACCGUACAAUAUCGCACAAAUAUAUUUGGUUGGCUAAAUGUACCGGGCAAUAUUGAAUUAAGAGGAAAUUAUGGUCUUCAGGAUCAGUCCCUGGCUUUGAAAUGGAUCAAAGAAAAUGUAAAAAGUCUGGGUGGAAAUUCAAAUCAAAUAACAUUAUUGGGUCAUGGAACUAGUGGAGCGCCAUGUGCAUUUUAUCACUCCCUCAUAAACAAUGAAAUGCUGCAUUCGUCUUCUCCCCCGUUCAAUCAGAUGAUACUAAUGUCUAGCGGAAAUAUUGAACGGGCUUUGCAACCUCAAAUGUCCGUGCAAGAAGCCUCCAAAAUCAUAGUGGAAAAACUGGGCUGUCAAUUUGAAGAGUAUAGUAAACAAUUAAUGAUGUGUCUUAGAUCGAAAAGUGUAAGUGAUCUGUUAAAAGCAUUUGAAAGUAUUUAUGAUCAUGGCAAUGGGACUUUUCAAUUGGGACCUAGUCUAUCCACAAAUUUAAAAGACAUGUUUAGCAACUCCUCUAUCAUGAAUAGUUUUCCUACUACUAUAAUAGGCAUUACAUCGAAUGAGGGAGCUUUUAUGCAGGAUUAUUGGCUUGAAUUGGCACGCGAUAGUUAUACAUCUUUGAAAUCGUACAUAAACUAUACAUUAUUGAGGAAUGUACUAUCGAGCCAAAAUCAACUCAAUAGCAGCGGCAGUAAGCAUGGUUUAGAUGCCAUAAACUGGCGUUAUUUUGCUGAUGAUCUUGAAGAGAAUCCGGUUCAUUUACUUGCAGCUCUACAAAGAUUUAUAUCGGAAUAUAAUUAUGAAAUUCCAUUUUAUAGAUUACUCAAUGUUUUAUCUAACGCCACAGAAUCACAAAACAACAACAAGUUAUAUGCUUAUAUAAAUGACUUUACAAAUUCAAUGGAUAUUCGUGGAAAAAUCAAUUUAUUUGGUGGAUCGUCACAUACCUCAGAUUUACCUCUUUUAUUUGGCCCGACAUUAUUUCAACAAAUCGCACGGCGUCGUUUUAAUGCAGAAGAAGAGAAAGUAUAUCGAAAAAUAAGAACACCUUUUAUAAACUUUAUUAAGAACGGUAAUCCCACUCCGGUUAGAAUUCACGAAGGCUGGCUUCCAUAUACCACUAAAAACAAAUAUAUAUAUGACUUAGGAGAUAUGUGGUCGGGUGUUAAAGACGACUCCACUUUAUUGGACUCAAAAAGUGUUCAGAAAAUCACACAACUAUUAGUUAAAGAUCAAAGCGCAUCUUCGACCCACUCUAGACCAAAUCGUAAUGAGUUCAGUAACUCUUAUCAGAUGCCAAAAAAUAAUAAUCUUGCCCCAACAAAAACUACACGAAUACGAAGCUCACCUUAUACCGCUCAUUUAAUGAGAGUCUAUGGAUUCUGGGAAGUUUUUCUUCCCGAGGCCAUCUCCAAGGAAUAUGCACUACGCACCGAUGAUACAGCCAUUACGCAACAUUUGCUUUUCAUGGAAGCAUCAGCAGAUGCAGCUCGUUUCAAGCAUGGUUUUUUUGUAAUGUUGGGACUAGUGCUGCUCCUGUUGACAUUGCUUUGUCUAUGUGUGUAUUUACUGCGUCGUGAUCCCUUGUCUUCUCCGCAAUUCGAUUGUGAUUUAUGACAUAAGUGGUUCAUUCGACCGGCAAAAAUCUUUAAACGUCCCAGUAGCACAAAUUCAAACGCUAGAGUUGCCCACGAAUUCAGACGCUCAACCAUGAGUAACAACUGGAACAGUCGUCAGUCGAAGCUUACAAACCAAAAUCAUCAAACCACCACAACACAGCCACAAGAUUUUAAAUAUCGUCCUAGACAAGUAGAACACCCAAUGAUGGAAGUACAAACGAAAAGCUCAAAGAAAACCACUAAAUCCGGAAAGGAGUUCAUCGAUGUGGCGAAAAAUCCAAAUUUGUUGAAAACCAUUACCGAAUCAGUCGUAGUACAUCAAAACAUGAACACUCCUCAAGGAAUGCAUUAUACUGAUCAUGUGGGAAUUAAAAACUGGCAGUACCAACUGACAUGCGAUAAGUUGUAAAUUUCAAUGCAUUAUUAAAUAAUGAUCAAACCUACGAAGUUAAUUAAUUCUAAAUACU